AUGCCCGGAAUCAUUGACAAAACCAAGGAGGCUGUCUCUAACGCUACUGAGGCGGUGAAGGACAAGUACCAUGAUUUGACUGAUUCAAAGGAAGAGCAUGAGGAACGAGCCCGCGAAUCGGCUCAAGAUGCCUGGGAUCAGACAAAGGACAAGGCUCACUGCAAGAAAGAACAAGGCAAGGAUUGGGCCAGCGAGAAGUUGCACAAAGCUGGCCGAAAAAUCGAUGAACAU
This is a messenger RNA of Mesorhabditis belari, 231 nucleotides long. The record is from the annotation of a GenBank genome assembly. Lineage: Eukaryota; Metazoa; Nematoda; Chromadorea; Rhabditida; Rhabditidae.